UUUCAAAUAAAUUCUGGGUGGCAUCCCCCACACGGGAGCUAUUGGGUGUCUUUUAAGUGUCGAAAGAAGAGAACGAGGCCAUUUCCUACCAAACGUCGACAUGAGUGGAUGUCCAUUUAACAGAGCAACCCGCUCAAGUCCCGUGGACUUGGACGAUGGUUUGGAGAAUGAUGCUGCUCAAGAGGGGAUUAACAAAGCUGCCUUAGGGGGUCUUGUGUACGGAGACUACCUCCAGCUUCACAAGAUCCUGGAUGCUCAAGUCCUGGAGAGCACCAAGCAUCACAACACCAUCCAUGAUGAGCACCUGUUCAUCACCACACAUCAGGCCUAUGAACUGUGGUUCAAGCAAAUUCUCUGGGAGCUGGAUUCUAUUCGACAGAUAUUUUAUCACAGACAAAUAAAGAACGAGCGGAAUAUGCUGAAGGUGGUGUCGCGCAUGCAUCGCAUCACCCUCAUCUUCCACCUGCUCGUCGACCAGUUCUCCGUGAUGGAAACCAUGACCCCUCUCGACUUCUUUGAUUUCAGGCACUACCUGUCACCCGCGUCGGGGUUCCAGAGUUUGCAGUUCCGCAUGCUCGAGAACAAGAUUGGCGUUCCGGACAGCCUGCGCGUGCCGUACAACAAGCGCCACUACCGCGACAGCUUCCGGGGAGAGGAGUUUGAGAAGCUGCGCUUGUCGGAAAUCGAGCCCACGCUCCUGCAGCUCGUUCAGGAGUGGCUGGAGAGGACCCCAGGUUUGGAGGCGGGCGGCUUCAACUUCUGGGAGAAGCUGAAGAAAAGUGUCUUUGAAAGGUUGGAGGAAGAGGCUUGCAAGGCCAAGCUGAUGGAAAAUGCCACACUGAAAGAAGAACUCAUGAAUGAAAUUCAGAAGCAACAGGAGACAUUUGGUUCGCUCUUCGACGAGAAGCGGCACAUUCAUCUGAUGAGCAAAGGAACUCGACGACUGUCAUACAAGGCCCUGCAGGGAGCCUUAAUGAUUUACUUCUACAGGGAAGAGCCUCGAUUUCAAGUGCCUUUUCAGCUGCUCAACAGCCUUAUGGAUCUCGACUCACUCAUGACAAAGUGGCGCUAUAAUCACGUGUGCCUCGUGCAGCGCAUGAUUGGCAGCAAGGCCGGGACGGGUGGAUCGUCGGGCUACCAGUACCUGCGCUCCACCGUCAGUGACCGCUACAAGGUGUUCGUGGACCUCUUCAACUUGGCCACGUUCCUGGUCCCACGGAGCUGGAUCCCGUGCCUAACCCCCACGCUGCACCGAUCGCUUGCCAAGGCGUCAUGCUGCGACAGCUCCUACAGCAGCGGUGGUGAUGACGAGAGCGACGCCGGAUCGGAGGCCGGGUGCAGUGGCCGCUGCGGGCAGGACCACUGUGUCUGUUGCUUCGACAACGCCACCGCCGCCGGCCAUAGCGGAACGAGCUCGCCGAGCAACAUGGCCGACCAGGCCCGCGAAAGCUUCGCGCCGACGACUUGCAACGGGAGAUUUCCCGCCAUGGCCACGGCCACCGCCGGGCACGGCCCCAGGAGCACCGCGCCCCCCGCCGCCACUGUGCUAGCACGAGAGGCACCGGUCGCUCAGAAUCUCAACAAGUUUCUCGUGUUGGAGUAGUAGGUCUGUUCAGGUUGCUUCAUUGUAUGAAAUAGUGCCUGCACUCUAGUGCCACAAUCUGGCGAACAGGCUUGCUUUAUUGUAAGUGCAAAUUUGCUUACAAAUCUAUGCAAACGUUUAGGUUAGAAACGAAACAUUAUGCUAAGACAAAAAACAUAUCAAAUAGUUUUUAUGAUUAAACAUGAAGUAGGCUACACACUGCAUAGGAAGAACCUCAAUACCUCUAUAUUACUGGUCACUGAGUCCUGUAGGUGACUCAGAGGGAUGCGAUUCUGUCAGGACACUGAGAAAACUCUUCAAAAAGUAGGAAUUUUAAUCUUUACAGUACUCGUGAUUAGACUGGGGUCUCAAACUGAUGAUCUCAUCACAGUCACUGAUGAUUAAAUGUGAUUAACCGCGAUAAUUUGGCAUAUUUCGUCCCCUCUGAGGGUUAAAGAAUCAAGUUUGGUUGCCACUUUGCAGGGCAUUUGAAAUGAGGCAUUACCUCGUGUGGGUAUGAGGCCAUUUAAAAGGCUUAUAUAAUGUAAUCCAUAACAUUACCAUGCUGGGUCAUGCUCUAUCAUUCGACCGCAUGCUAAUUGCUGUGAGACAUCAACAAUUAAAUAUAUAAAGCUCACGACAAGACACCAGUAGCACAGUUAUCUUUUUAAACGACCAUAUUCUUAUGAUAAUAAGACACUCCGGAGGUAAAAUACACCACAAACUUUGGGAUUAUUUUGAAAAUGACAUCCCAGGAAAGCAGGUAUGAAAUGUAAGUUUACAAAAUAUAGAGUGGCCGAUUGGGACAAAGAAUGUGACUUAUAAUUCAGAGAAUAUGGUACGGUGGAUAAUUGUCUCUCAGAAUAUAAAUACGAACGUGUUCCUUUUAAAAUUGGGAGAGAUAUCUGCUGCGCAAAGAUGAUCCUGGAUGGCUGGUGAUGGCCUCUGGCCUCUGGGUGGUCAAGUAUUGCUAUGAAGAACUGUGUUCCACAAGUUUAACAUUUAGGCUUCCUCGACCAAUAUCCAUAAUAAAGGUGAUUUGGGUUACUCUUUGGUGCUUUCAGUAAAGUCACAUAGAAAGAAAUAAAAUAAUAAUAGAAUACGACGUUUCGAUUGAAACACAAGCAACCAUCAUCAGGUACAAAUGAAUGAGAAAACAAACAUAGUAAACUUGGAAAUAUAAUGCAAUACAACACAGAGAGUCGGCCAACACAACAAUCAACACCCCACUUGGUUGAUUACAUUCUUCCAAAGAUUGCUAAAUUUGAGAGAGAGACAAAACAUAGAUACGGAGACACACGGACAGACACACAAGCAGAGAGCGACUGACACAGAGACAAACCGAGAGAGACACACACAUAGACACACAGAAAGACAACGCUUCUGUGUCGAGGCUUUAAAUAGAGAGAGAGGGGGGGCGGGCAGAGGGGGGGUUAUUUGGGUUAGUGUGAUCAGGCUCGUAAUUCGCGGCGAAACCUUGUACUCGAAUUGUCAAUGUUGAGGGUUUACUCUCCAACACACCGGUGUGCUGAACUAGUAACUAAUUGGCAUGUUUUGUUUACGUGACAAACCUUACUGAUUGGCUGUCGGGUGGGGGUAGUUUUAACGACACAUUUAAAUUUACGUAACCUAACUCAAAAUACCUCUAUUAUGUGUUCUGCAAGAUCAUUCUAAAUAACUAGAUUCAAACACACAUUCCCAACGUCCAAAUUGUCCUCCGUAUUAUACGGCCUUAAAUUACAGGAGAACAAAGUGUGUUAAUGUGGCGGGCACAGUACUGUAAAUGAUACAGAGGCUACUUGUGGAUUCCAUUUACUUUGACAUUCAUAUUAUGUGUAAUGUGAACAUAAACAUCAAUAAAUGGACAUGGUGUUUUUGAAGAGCAA
Messenger RNA from Lethenteron reissneri (Far Eastern brook lamprey), 3468 nucleotides. It is a transcript of the gene TDO2, whose product is annotated as tryptophan 2,3-dioxygenase. Gene Ontology annotation, molecular function: L-tryptophan 2,3-dioxygenase activity; metal ion binding; heme binding. The record is from RefSeq and is a predicted model, not a curated record. NCBI's taxonomy places the organism in Eukaryota, Metazoa, Chordata, Hyperoartia, Petromyzontiformes, Petromyzontidae.